AUGGCCUACUACUACUGUUUUCUUUCCGUUUUAUUCCUCAUAUCUAUCCUAAAAAUACAAAAAAUCAAGAGUAUCACUGAUCAAUGGUCUAAUUAUCAUAAUCAAGAUGAAUUGGAAACCAUCCUUAUAAAUAUUAAUAAACGUUGUCCCAAUUAUACUACUAUUUAUUCAAUUGGUAAAAGUGUCGAAGGUCGUGAUCUACUUGUUAUUCAUUUUUCAACAACACCUGGACAGCAUCAAAUGUUAAAACCAGAAAUGAAAUAUGUUGGAAAUAUGCACGGAAAUGAACCUGUUGGACGAGAACUUCUAUUACGGCUUGCAUCAUUCUUCUGUGAUGAAAUUUUGGCAAAAAAUAAAGAAAUUAUGGAAUUGAUCAAAUCGACAUCAAUUCAUCUCUUACCAUCAAUGAAUCCUGAUGGAUUUGAACGCGCACUUUUAAUAGGAAGCGAUGCUCGGGGUUGGUUUGAUGGUAGAUCUAAUGCGAAUGGUAUUGAUUUAAAUCGAGAUUUUCCGGAUCUUGAUGGUUUUUAUUACUAUUUAGAACGACAUAAUAUACCUCGUUUUGACCAUCUUCUGGAAUUAUUUGGUGAUGAAGCAAAAGAAUAUCAACCAGAAGUACGAGCAGUUGGCCAAUGGAUUCUUUCUUUACCAUUUGUUUUAUCAGCCAAUAUACAUGAAGGCGAUUUAGUGGCUAAUUAUCCGUUUGACUCUGCUCGAAUUCCAAACAGGAAUGAAUAUUCCAGAAGUCCUGAUGAUCAAACAUUCCGAUAUCUUGCGGAGAGUUAUGCAAACAAGCAUGCACAUAUGGCAAAGAAUGAUCAUCCAUCUUGUGAUGGAACUAUUACCAAUGCAUUCACACGACAAGGUGGGAUAACAAAUGGUGCGAAAUGGUAUUCGGUUUCGGGUGGUAUGCAAGAUUUCAAUUAUUUGGCAACAAAUGCAUUUGAAAUAACAUUAGAAUUAUCGUGCAAAAAAUUUCCGGACAGCUUAUUACUGCCGAAACUUUGGGAUGAUAAUAAAGAAGCAUUGAUCGAUUUCAUUCGAAAGGUUCACAUUGGAAUUAAAGGUGUCGUGAUGGAUAGAAUUACCGGAAGACCAAUAUCAGAAGCUGUUAUUUGGGUCACAAACAGUACUGAAAACACACCGAUCAAACAUCCUGUUACAUCUUGGGAAACUGGCGAAUAUUUCCGUUUACUUACGCCAGGACGUUACGAGAUUUACGUGGCAGCGGAUGGCUACCAAUCAACAUACAAACAAGUGAACGUUACAAAUAAUAGUCAAACAUCAGCGAAGAUUGUAAACUUUGCUCUAAUGCCGGAAAAAACAAAGGAAUUUAAUGUACCACAGGAUGAAAUUCGAGAUGUACUGAAGGAUGAAAUUCUUGAUCAGAUGUAA
This is a messenger RNA of Cercopithifilaria johnstoni, 1395 nucleotides long. The record is from the annotation of a GenBank genome assembly. Lineage: Eukaryota; Metazoa; Nematoda; Chromadorea; Rhabditida; Onchocercidae.